AUGGAAUCUUGUACACCAAUUUAUAAUACUUCUGAAUUAACAAAUGAUAAUAUUGGCAAUGAAAUAAAUACUAAAACAUUAUCUCAUACUUUAGAAGAAUCAAUUCGACAAAAUACAAAUGAAGAUAAUCAGAGUUUAGAAACGAACAUUGAAAUAUCUUCCGUCAACAUCGAUUUGUCAAUCAACAGAUCAACUGAAUCCAUUAUACAAAAUAUGAAUAAUGAUCAUCAAGACAAUGAACGCGUUCUCAUAAACAUUGCCGAAAUCAAUAAUAAUAUAACAUAUCUGUGGAAAAUUCGAGCUGAAAUAACUUGUGAAUAUCCGAAACGUACUUUUCUUAAUACACAUGGAACAGGUGAAAUCUCAAAUUGGGAUUUAACUGAUGCAUCUGGUUCUAUCACUUUGGUUGCAUUCAAUCUUAAUUCACAUACCAUGUCAAGUAAAUUGAAAAAAAAUAAGGCAUACGAAUUUUCAAACUUAAAUAUUCGACCAGCAUCGGAUGCAUUUAAAACAUUAUCACAUCAGUUUCAAUUACUUUGUACAAAUGGAACAACUGUUAAAGAAAUUGAUUUUCGACUUGAUCAUCAACACUCGUGUUAUAAUUUCGUUCAUUUGAAUCAAGUCAAUUCAAUUCCAAUGCAUUCAAUUAUUGAUGUACAAGGACGUGUUUUACGUGAUUUUGGUAUUUCAACUGGUGAACGUAAUGAUAAUAUAUGGAGUCGACGAGAUAUACAUAUUGAUCAAGAUGGUUCUCAUUUCUCAAUGACUUUAUGGAAUAGCCAAGCUCGUUUGGUCGAUCGUAAUAUGGUUGGUCUUAAUAUAAAAUUUUAA
Molecule: messenger RNA, 831 nt
Organism: Rotaria socialis
Lineage: Eukaryota; Metazoa; Rotifera; Eurotatoria; Philodinida; Philodinidae
Source: the annotation of a GenBank genome assembly